UGGACCUCCCAAUGGGCUGAUGAAGAAGUGGGCUCCCCACACCCUCUCUGUCCCCAACUAAGAUUAUGGUGGAUUUGGGAUACGGCCCAGGCCUGGGCCUCGUGCUGCUGACCCAGCCCCGCAGGCAUUAGCAAGAGCCCUGUGUUGUCCACCCCCCCAGAGACCACCCCUCCUACCAGGGGCCUGGAGCUGGCAAGUGACUAUGCGGCUUGGGCUGUGUGUGGUGGCCCUGGUUCUGAGCUGGAUGCAUCUCGCUGCCGGCAGCCGGGGGAUCAAGGGGAAGAGGCAGAGGCGGAUCAGUGCAGAGGGGAGCCAGGCCUGUGCCAAAGGUUGUGAGCUCUGCUCUGAGGUCAACGGCUGCCUCAAGUGCUCGCCCAAGCUGUUCAUCCUGCUGGAGAGGAACGACAUUCGCCAGGUGGGCGUCUGCUUGCCUUCCUGCCCACCUGGAUACUUCGAUGCCCGCAACCCCGACAUGAACAAGUGCAUCAAGUGCAAGAUUGAGCACUGUGAGGCCUGCUUCAGCCACAACUUCUGCACCAAGUGUAAGGAGAACUUGUACCUGCACAAGGGCCGCUGCUAUCCGGCCUGUCCCGAGGGCUCAGCGGCCGCCAACGGCACCAUGGAGUGCAGCAGUCCUGCACAAUGUGAAAUGAGCGAGUGGUCCUUGUGGGGGCAAUGCUCCAAGAAGAAGAGGCUCUGUGGCUUCCGGAGGGGCUCCGAGGAGCGGACUCGAAGGGUGCUCCAUGCCCCUGGUGGGGACCACGCCGUCUGCUCCGACACCAAGGAGACCCGCAGGUGCACAGUGCGGAGGAUGCCCUGUCCCGAGGGACAGAAGAGGAGGAAAGGGGGCCGGGGGGAGAACGCCAACAGGAACCUGAGCAGGAAGGAGAGCAAGGAGGUGGGUGCCGGCGCUCGGAGACGCAAGGGCCAGCAACAGCCGCAGCACCAAGGGACAGUGGGGCCGGUCACGCCUGCGGGGCCCACCUAGGGACAUUCGUCACCUCCAGGCCCUCACAGAAAGAGUCCAGCGCUGCUCUGUGUGAUGGAAGCUUUACCGAACUGGAGCGCUGGGGGCAAAGUGUGCACACACUCUCCAUACAUAUAUGGACACACAGACACACACACAGGGCUCAUGUCCAAACAUGCAACCAACAUACAUGCGCGCGCGCACACACACACACACACACACACACAAUCAAGGCCAUUGGAAGACACUUCUCUCUCGGACAUCACCGCAUGAACAGGGUGGGGAGGUGGAGGGGUCACCUUUGCCUGGCAGAGGGCCCAGUGGAACAGACUUGGUUUGAGAUGCUCCUAAGGGAUAUGUCAGAGGGACCCUUUCCCAGCGUCCAAGCCCAAACAGAGUGGAGCCUUCUGGAGGAGCCGAUAGGAUCUGCCCAGUGUGGCAGACAGGAACCAAAGCUUGAGGACUGUUCAGCAUUUCCAGCUGUGUGACUUUAUCAUUGGAGAGUAUUGUUUCACACCCAUGAUCCGUAUCAGGGCUGCCCCGACUCUGAA
Molecule: messenger RNA, 1518 nt
Organism: Leptonychotes weddellii (Weddell seal)
Lineage: Eukaryota; Metazoa; Chordata; Mammalia; Carnivora; Phocidae
Source: RefSeq, a predicted model, not a curated record